AGGUGGGGUAUCCUAACUAGCGCGAAAUUACUAUGGAAUAUUAACUUUAAAUUCCGUGUGCUAAAAAGUGUGCACUUGUGUAGUUUAACGAUGGUAACCAGUUAGCCUGUUCAUUGGAUCGCGUUAGAUAUUGUUGAGUGUUGCAAUAGUGUUGCCGUUGUGACUGAGUCGCGUGGAGAACGGGGCGAACCCUAAUUUCAUCGCUGCUGUGCUAAACACCAAGCAGCUCGAGACCCGUCUAGGCCCGAGGAUGUUGGCGCGUUCAACCUCGAUGCGGUGCACUGGCAAAAACGGGACAAGAGCGGCAGAUGUGCACCGCCUUGGCAAACUUGAUCAUUUUUUGUGAUCAUCGGUGCGUCGCGGCGUUUUCUCUCCCGCUCUGAACGUCUACUCCCCACUGCUUUUGUGCUCGCUCGUAUGUAGGUGCUGCAUUUCUCACAGAGUGGGUCAUAGUGAACGCUUGUGCCAUCAUUCUUCACCCCCCGGCCCGUGCCAGUGGAGAACUCCGGGCGGACGGGCAGAUUGACUGACACAAGGUUAGCCUGCCGCCGCCACAGCCUCAUAACACUGCUGUACUGUCUAAAGUGCCUCUCAGAUUUCUCUGGUGGUGCUGGCCAUAGCGCCAUGGCUCAGACCCUUCAGAUGGCGAUCCCAAACUUCGGCAACAAUGUCUUGGAGUGUUUGAAUGAGCAGCGCCUGCAGGGGCUAUACUGUGAUGUGUCCGUGGUGGUUAAAGGACACACCUUUAAAGCUCACCGUGCUGUGCUGGCGGCCAGCAGCUCCUACUUCCGAGACCUCUUCAACAGCAGCGCGGGCAGCAAGACCCCCACGGUGGUGGAGUUGCCCCCGGCAGUACAACCCCAGAGCUUUCAGCAGAUCCUGGCCUUCUGCUACACUGGCCGCCUCAGCAUGAAUGUAGGAGACCAGUUCCUGCUCAUGUACACGGCCGGCUUUCUCCAGAUCCAGCAGAUCAUGGAGAAGGGCACAGAGUUCUUCUUGAAGGUCAGCUCGCCUAGCUGUGACUCCCAGGGCCUCCAUAAUGAAGAGACCCCUCCUUCAGAGCCUCAGAGUCCUGUCACCCAGACGGCUGCAGGAGCUGUGGCCAACGGAGGUGGUGGGGUGGUGGCUACGGCUGCCAGUCGGCCUGCUUCCUGCCUGACCCCGCUACCCCUGGUAUCUCGGGUGAAGACGGAGCAGCCAGAGACUUCGCCCUACUCGGUGGUAUGCACACCGGUGGCCAAGCGGCUCUGGGAAGGAAGCAAUCGGGAAGGUGGAGCCUCGGGUGGAUCGGGCGGAGGUGGGAUGAGGAAGGCGGCUCGCUUCUCCCAAGAGAUGGCACGCGGGAGUGCUAUCCAGCAGCAAGGUAGCAUGGGACUUGGUAUGAGUCUUGGAAUGGGCACAGGGAACCACGGCGGGAGCACCAAUGGAAAUGGCAAUGGCACAAGCAGUGCCACUCCUGAAGGCACCAGCCCAGGUACACUGAGUGCUUAUGCCAGUGAUUCGCCUAUCUCUUACCAUGAUGAUGAGGAAGAGGAGGAGGUAGUUGAUGACGGCACUGAAGAGCAGUACAGGCAGAUCUGCAACAUGUACACCAUGUACAGCAUGCUCAACGUGGGCGCUACAGCAGGUGAGCGUGUGGAGGCCCUCCCUGACCACUCAGAGACACGGCCCAGGAUGCGUGGGCGACAGGAUCUUGCCUCUCUCCCCGCUGAGCUCAUUGCUCAAAUCGGCAACCGCUGUCAUCCCAGACUUUAUGAGGAGGGCGACCCUGCAGAGAAACUAGAGCUAGUUUCAGGCACCAGUGUGUACAUCUCAAGAGCUCAACUGAUGAACUGUCACGUCAGUGCAGGGACAAGACACAAAGUUCUUCUGAGGAGGCUGCUGGCUGCUUUCUUUGAUAGGAGCACUCUGGCCAACAGUUGUGGAACUGGCAUCCGUUCCUCAACCAAUGACCCUAGCCGCAAGCCACUGGACAGCCGUGUGCUGCAUGCAGUCAAGUUUUACUGCCAGAAUUUUGCCACCAGCUUUAAGGAGAGUGAGAUGAAUGCCAUUGCGGCAGACAUGUGCACUAAUGCUCGACGCGUGGUACGGAAGAGCUGGAUACCCAAGCUAAAGCUACUGAUGGCAGAGGGCGAUGCCUAUGCCAAUUUCCUCCCGGACAGCAUCAAGAUAGAAGCGGAUGGCCUGGGGCCGGAGCCUAACUUUGAGACGGCCAGCUUGGAGGGCGGCGCCGUGGAAACUGGAGGGUCAUCGGGCGAGUCUCUGCAGGGUGUGGGCGGAGACAGUGGCACUUUGUUUCAGUGAGUGUCCCAGCAAGGAAAGCCCCAUCCCCUCUGCCGCCCCACCUCCCACCCUGCUGUGUGAUUCUGGGCUCUGCUGCUUCUGACUGGGAUGGGAAGGGAGAGUCGGGUAGGAGUUUGGAGGAGAAAGCAAAGUCUGUAAAGGCUAGCGUAAGGAGGAACCCGAGGGUUUUAUGACAGGGGCACAAUUUUCUUUUCAAUCAUUUUUGUUUUUGCUAAAUAACCCUCUUUUGCACAGAAGAUCCCCUUGCCUCCAUGCUCUGCAAAUAGUUAUGUAGUCACUGAUUCUAUUGAAAUACAUAGCCUAAUUAGGACCAGGAAAAGAAGUUUAGUUUUCCUAUUUCACACACACACACACAGUCGCACCCGCUCUACUGGAGGCUGAGGUUCCCUGAUCUCACUGUACUGAAUUUGAAUGUAUCCGUUUGUAGCACCUGGCUAUGUAAGACUAGCCGAUUGUAUUUGGCCCAAGAAAGAGAGACAGGAGAAAUGCUUGUCAUAAGAGCUAAAGAACAGCAGAUGUAGAAAGUAGUGAAGGAGUAGGUGGCAUAUUCUGUCUCUCAUUCUGUCUAAAAUGGAAAGAAUUUGAUAGCCUCCUCUCCUUCCAUUCCUCUCGAAGUAUAUGUGGGAUCUUAGUCUGCCAAGUUCUUUGUUUUAUGCCGCCGUUUUCUUCCUCUCCCUUUUCUGCUUGUUUCACUGUGUGUGAUGGAUGAAUCCAGAGUUGAUGAAAAAUUAAGGACUGUAAAUGAUAAAAAUAUAUUUAUCUGCUCACAUAUUUGGAGUGCGAGAGAGAGGGAUUGUUUUAAAAUCUGUGUGUGUGUGUGUGUGUGUGUGUGUGUGUGUGUUUUCAAUGUUUGUGAAGAGACACCUUGUUGUGGGGCUUUAAGUGGAAAUAGUAAAAUAAUGAGGACUAUUUUUGCAUAAGGAUUAUCUUAAAUUUCAAAGACUGGUGCUUGGCUUGGAUCUGGAUGGCCCUCUUGUAUGAUUAUGUCCUAUUUGAUUGGCCCUUCAAUUUGUUUGUUGCCAGUUUUUACCAAUGACGUACGACUUUGGUUUGUUGAUUUGUGCCAUGGCUAACAUACAUACUGGUUCUAAUGGACAAGGAACCGGUUGAUUAAUCAGAAGUAAAGCAGGCAGAUUCAACAUGACUUUAAGAAUGACUUUGUGUAGAACAAAAAAUGAAAUGUUUUUAGUCUGUUAACCUUUUAGCUUUCUUGACCCCAACCCCCCACCCCCCACCCCCACCACCACCACCACCAUACAGAAACACGCAUUUACAGCCCUGGGGGAAGGGAAGUCAUGCUUCUUAUUGUUAGUCACUUUACUGUCUUAAUGUUUGAGCCUGACUUUGUGUGUUUAGGAGUGGAGGAGGGUUUACAUUGCCUGUGUCCCAGGAGAGGAAUGAUUGAGCUUCUCCAUGUUGCCCGUGUCCCUGUUUGGGCAGCUGUGUGUGCAUAUGUGAGUUUGAGCCUGUGCUCGCUUAGGCAAGCAUGUCUGUGUCCGCACAAGUCACCAUCUGUAUACAUUCCUUGCACAUAGUUGGUACUGCGCGUUUGCAUGUGGGUGAUGUGUUGAUUCGGGAAUUUAAGGAAUGUUUGUUUCUGUGUUUAUGCGUUGGUGGCACAUCCUGUACGGAUGCUUUUAAGAAAAUUCGCCCAUCUGAAAGUUUUCUAUAACCCAUGAACUUUUUGCAUAUCUCAGAUUUCCAUCAGGAUUUGAAUGGGAUUGCAGGUGAGGUCUUAAUGUCCGGUUAGGCAUGGCUUUAAAUGCACAUGUCUCGCUAAAACAGAAAAAUUAUAGUUUAGGCUAUUUUAAUAUUUCAUGUGUGUGCUUGUAUGUAUGUCUGUGUUGGGUCAUCUCCUGGGACACAACUGCCCCCUUGCUGAUAGAGGAAAUGGACCUCUUUGCACCUUUUCGUCGACUGAACAAGAGCUUUUUGCACCUUUUUUUGUAGAAAAGAUUGGUGGAUUGUGCACCUUUUUUGUAGAGCGUAAUCGAUGGUUUUUGGACUAAACGUGUAUGUGUCAGUAAUCUGGCCCAGAACAGUAUGCACCCCUGUGUCUGUGACCAGCCAUGCUGAAUACUGAUGUAAAUAUUGAAGAGACUGUUGAACAGAUUUUGACCACGUUUUUUAACAGGUCGUAUGUCUUUUUCAUUGAUGGCUUACAUUAGGUCUUUCACCCCUCUUGUUUUAACUCAUGUUUGCUCUUUCUUUUAUUUGCAUAACCAAGUCUGGCAUACCUGCUGUUUGUAUAUCUGGGAAUUGUAGUUCUUUUUUCUUUUUCUUUUUUCCAGGCUUAAGAGUCGUAGCAAAUAAAGUGAACUCCUGGCAAGUUUACUACUUCAAGUGGUCUGGUUCAGGUUUCAAACAAAAUGAGAUGACCUCUUUUUUUCGUACUAGAAAACAAUAAUGCCUCUUGUGUAGAAAUGUUUAACAUUGACAAGCCUGCAAAAUUGAUAUCUGGCAUUGAAAAUGUCACAGACUUGCAUGCAUCCAUUUCUUUCAUUUUGUUUCUCCAUUCUUUUUACAGCCCACAUGUACUGUAUUUACUUUAAAAAAAAAAAAAAAAAAAUACUACUAAUACAAGUUGAAAGAGUUGACUUGCCAAGUUUUUUUAAGGAUACAAUAUAGAGUUGUUUGAUGAUAGAGUACUGAGUAUUUUUUCAUUUCUUUGUAUUGACUAAAGUGCUGGGAAGGUGGGGCCAUGGUGAGGGAUGUAUUGGUGCUAUGUGUGCUAUUCUAUAGAUGUUUAAGGCCUGCUGGGUCACUGGUGCCUUUUCAGGAGGACAGUGGGUGAUGGACUGCGUGUAUCGCUGGGUGGAGCGGUGAGCAGUGGCGCUUUUCUCUCCUCUCGCCGGCAAUGACUGUGCCAGUGUUUAUGCGUCCUCCAUUUUGAUGGCACAGAUCACAUAUGCUGCAUGCGUUGCUGGAGAGGACUGGCUGUUUCUAUGCGCCACCUGCUGUCUGUGUGUUGUUACUGCAGCUUAGAUGUACUACUUACAGUCAUCACCAGGUGGUGUCAUACCUGAGAAAAAUGACGCUUUAACUGCUUGUUUGAGCAUCCCAAUCAGUUUGACACAGCAACGUUUGUCCAACCAACAGAAGCGUUAUUUUGCGAUUCAGCUUGGACACGCUAGUUGUGCAGAAAUUACACACUUCACCUUUAAAAAAAAAAAAAAAAUUAUAUAUAUAUAUAAUUUUUUUUUGGGGGGGGGAUAAAAUUAGGAUUUGCUUAUUUUUUUUUUUUUUUUACCCCAGUAUAUGAAAGGUUUCUAUAUAGUGGGAAUGAAGGGACCAGUGUUAAUAAAAAAAAUAAAUAAAAAAAAUUAAAAAAAAAAGGGCCAGGAUGUCCAUAUCAUGCUGCCUAUAUGUCUGAUCUCUAUUCCUGAGUAAAAGCACCUUUUCUAGGGUUCAUGUUUAUAGACCUGCUCCCCGGCACCUUGAAAUUCAGUCUGACUUUGUCAGAGAGCAGAUAGAUGGCAGACGUUUGCGGGGGGGGUGGAGAAAGAGUGUGAGAGUUUAACUGCCCAUUUAUCUUGUGAUUCUUCCUUUCAAAACAUUGUAAUACAGUCUGUUAAGGUAAUGAGCAUUGUAGAUCAUUUUAAAUUAGUAACCUGGCAGAAGCGAGUGAGAGUAUGGAGUGGUGUAUUAAAAAUGAAUAAGUGAACUUUUUGUCUCCCUCUCUGCAAAUGCAGAAAUUGGGCCCAUCAGUUCUGGAGCAACCAACUGGCUGUAUUUGCAGGUUUUCCUUUGGCUUGCAGCUUUCGUUGCAUUUUGUCAACCUAAGUCUCUUUAACCAGAAUGCAGCAUGGCUAUUCCACUCUAAACAACAGACGUACCACAUAAAGAUACUCUCACAUCUUUCUCUGCGUGUUGCGUUCUGUUCCAGCACACCCCAACACUCUGCUUUCAGUCCCUUCCCUAUAUGCGAUGACGAUGAUGAUGGUAGGGUUAUAUUUUCAAAUGUUUUUGUUAAGUAACAUGCGACAGUUGGACAAACUAGCGUCCAGGUGUCACGAAUUCCAGAGAAAUACAGACAGGAUGGGAAUGACAUCAACUCGCUUGAACACUCAAAUACAAAAAAAUAAAAAAAUGAAUUAAAAAAAUGGUUGUAAACCUUUUUUUACGAUGCAGUGUCUCACUUUCUAUGACUACAUCCCUAUACAAAUCUAUAUACUGUAUAUUACAUAGAAGCACUAAUGAAGUUUGAUUGUUAGUCGUGCACUCUCAGCAUGAGUUGUAACCCAUAUCCAGCUGUGCUCAUGCAGUGACCCUGUAAUGCCAGUGCUCAUCCACUCCAUUCUGUCUGUUCAAAGUGCCAAUAACUUUGUGAAUCCCUAACUGUGACCCAAUAUUAUCAAAAGUAAUUGCACAUUAACUACUGUAUAAAAAGUAAAAGAAUAAGAGAAAAGUCAAAGGAUACAGCUGAAUAUCUUAAUAAAAAUUUGUAACAAAGGUU
Molecule: messenger RNA, 6760 nt
Organism: Myxocyprinus asiaticus (Chinese sucker)
Lineage: Eukaryota; Metazoa; Chordata; Actinopteri; Cypriniformes; Catostomidae
Product: nucleus accumbens-associated protein 1-like
Exons: 6
Coding region: 625-2304 (559 amino acids)
Biological process (GO): regulation of transcription by RNA polymerase II
Molecular function (GO): protein binding; RNA polymerase II cis-regulatory region sequence-specific DNA binding; DNA-binding transcription factor activity, RNA polymerase II-specific
Source: RefSeq, a predicted model, not a curated record